Messenger RNA from Sorex fumeus (smoky shrew), 1848 nucleotides. It is a transcript of the gene SLC9A8, whose product is annotated as solute carrier family 9 member A8. The record is from RefSeq and is a predicted model, not a curated record. The transcript is spliced from 17 exons. Lineage: Eukaryota; Metazoa; Chordata; Mammalia; Eulipotyphla; Soricidae. Gene Ontology annotation, cellular component: Golgi apparatus; membrane. Gene Ontology annotation, molecular function: sodium:proton antiporter activity. The coding region runs from base 71 to 1813 and encodes 580 amino acids. Gene Ontology annotation, biological process: regulation of pH; proton transmembrane transport; sodium ion transport.
GGAAGCUAGCGCGGGCCCCGCUAGCCCCGCGGCCCUGAACUCGGUGGUCUCGUCUCGGAGGCUGCGCAGGAUGGGGGAGAAGAUGGCGGAAGAGGAGUCCCUCAACACGACUCAUGACGUUCCCAAUGUCACCUUCCACACCACCCUGAUUGUCACCACGAAGCUGGUGCUCCCGACCCCGGCCAAGCCCAUCCUUCCCGUGCAGACGGGGGAGCAGGCCCAGCAGGAGGAGCAGUCCAGUGGCAUGACCAUCUUCUUCACCCUCCUCGUCCUAGCAAUCUGCAUCAUAUUGGUGCAUCUCCUGAUCCGGUACCGAUUACACUUCCUACCCGAGAGCGUGGCUGUGGUUUCUCUUGGUAUUCUCAUGGGGGCAGUUAUAAAAUUUAUAGAGUUUAAAAAACUGGCAAAUUGGAAGGAAGAAGAAAUGUUUCGUCCAAACAUGUUUUUUCUGCUGUUGCUUCCGCCUAUCAUAUUUGAGUCAGGCUAUUCAUUGCACAAGGGAAACUUCUUCCAGAAUAUCGGGUCCAUCACCCUGUUUGCCGUUUUUGGGACGGCAAUUUCUGCUUUUGUAGUAGGUGGAGGAAUUUAUUUUCUGGGUCAGGCUGAUGUCAUCUCUAAACUCAACAUGACAGACAGCUUUGCCUUCGGGUCCCUCAUCUCCGCCGUGGACCCGGUGGCCACCAUCGCCAUCUUCAACGCCCUGCACGUGGACCCCGUGCUCAACAUGCUGGUCUUCGGGGAGAGCAUCCUCAACGACGCCGUCUCCAUCGUCCUGACCAACACAGCUGAAGGUCUAACAAGGAAAAACACGUCCGACGUCAGCGGGUGGCAGACGUUCCUGCAGGCCCUCGGCUACUUCCUCAAGAUGUUCUUUGGCUCCGCCGCCCUGGGCACGUUCACGGGCCUCAUCUCAGCGCUGGUCCUGAAGCACAUCGACCUCCGGAAGACGCCCUCGCUGGAGUUCGGCAUGAUGAUCAUCUUCGCCUACCUCCCUUACGGGCUGGCGGAAGGAAUCUCGCUCUCUGGCAUCAUGGCCAUCCUGUUCUCCGGCAUCGUGAUGUCCCACUACACGCACCACAACCUGUCCCCCGUCACCCAGGUCCUCAUGCAGCAGACGCUGCGCACCGUGGCUUUCCUGUGCGAAACAUGUGUGUUUGCAUUUCUUGGCCUGUCCAUUUUUAGUUUCCCUCACAAGUUUGAAAUUUCCUUUGUCAUCUGGUGCAUAGUGCUGGUGCUGUUUGGCCGCGCGGUGAACAUCUUCCCUCUCUCCUACCUCCUGAACUUCUUCCGUGAUCACAAGAUCACGCCCAAGAUGAUGUUCAUCAUGUGGUUCAGUGGCCUGCGGGGCGCCAUCCCCUACGCGCUGAGCCUGCACCUGGACCUGGAGCCCAUGGAGAAGCGGCAGCUCAUCGGCACCACGACCAUCGUCAUCGUCCUCUUCACCAUCCUGCUGCUGGGCGGGGGCACCAUGCCGCUCAUCCGCCUGGUGGACAUCGAGGACGCCCGGGCGCGGCGCCGCAGCAGGAAGGACGUCAACCUCAGCAAGACCGAGAAGAUGGGCAACACGGUGGAGUCGGAGCACCUGUCGGAGCUCACGGAGGAGGAGUACGAGGCCCACUACGUGCGGCGGCAGGACCUCAAGGGCUUCGUGUGGCUGGACGCCAAGUACCUGAACCCCUUCUUCACUCGGCGCCUCACCCAGGAGGACCUGCACCACGGGCGCAUCCAGAUGAAGACCCUCACCAACAAGUGGUACGAGGAGGUGCGCCAGGGCCCCUCGGGCUCCGAGGACGAGGAGCAAGAGCUGCUGUGACGUGGGUGCCACCCACUCGGUCCCCCCAGGAGCCG